AUGAUUAGAUUGGACAAACCUAACGGUUUCUUCGCUGAAGAGUUGGAUUUCGCUGCUGCCGGUUUAGUUAUCUUGGUAGUAGUUACGACCUGUUUCGGUAUGGAAAAGAGUGCCUGCCUGAAUCUCGUCUUUACUGCCAUCAAUGUUGGAGUCCUUACACUGGCUGCGGUCUUCAUGCUUGUACACGCGCAGCCCGAUCUACUCUUCAUUCCACUUCCCAAAAAUGUGUCGUGGACGUCAGUUCUUCCUCUGGUUAAUCUUACUCCAUUUCUACCCUAUGGGAUAACUGGUCUGGUUGCAGGCACUGCAACUUGCUUUAACGCCUUCAUUGGUUUCGAUAUGAUGUCAAUGUGUGCUGAAGAAGCCAACGACCCAGGAAAGAGCAUUCCACGUGCCAAUGUAAUCUCAGUGUUACUUGUGACGCUGCUAUUAAGUGUGUCCACUCUUGCAUUACUUAUGUACAUUCCCUGGUACUUGCUGGAUAUUGGAGCCCCCUUUUUGGAGGCGAUGCGCAAUGGACCCGGUGAUACGACCGCUAGGAGUGUGCUCUUCUACAUUGUGGGAAUCGGUUGUCUUAUUGGUUUAUUCUCAAACCUCUUAACCAGUGCUCUUGGUGCACCUAGGAUUCUGUACGCUAUGGGCCAGGAUGGUUUGGUGUUUACAGGCUUCGCCAAAGUCACGGAACCGUUCAAGACGCCAUUGAUUGCAAGCAUCCCAGUUGCUGUGAUCAGUUCCCUCCUGACGAUGGUUUUUAGCAUAUCCAGUCUGGCGGACUUUAUGUGUCUGGGAACUCUUAUCGCUUACUCCAUGUGUUCCUUGGGUGUUCUCAUUCUGCGUUACUGUCCCGCUCCCGAGAAACUGAUUGCAGCCGUCAGGAUCCCGGAGUCGUCGGUGAACGCAAAAAUCGAUCAAGAGAAGGAAGAACUUGCAAUAAAAUAUGGUGACACCAUUGAAACAAAGGAUCAAACUUCUUCCAUGAAAUAUGACUUUCCCGGAGCAUCCAAUAUUGACAAACCAGGCUACCUGAAGGCGGGUUGGGCUAAGCUCCUUCCGUCCACGCUGGUAAAGCACAUGACGAUGAAUCGGGAACCAGGCGAGGUGUGCAAGACCAACAUAGGCUUCUUUGUGCUCUUCGUCCUCCUCCUCCAUUUCACCGUCCUCAUUGCGCCUUACACAGUGUCCUCUGGGUGGACCUACUGGCGCGUUGCCGGUGCCAUCCUCUGGCUUAUUUCUCUCCUCUGCUGUGGUAUCGUCUUUUCCAUGCACAGACAGUUCCCUGGUUCUCGACCCAACUUAUUUAGGCCACAGCACUCCGGCCUGGUGCUUUUGUCGUUUAUUGGUUUUCCACACAGUUUGUGCUGUCAGAUUUGGAUAAUUAUGCGUAUUGCGCCUCUUUUCAUCCUUUCACUUGCAUUUGCAUCCGGCUAUUGCAACUUUAUCAAUACUGACGUAGCGCAGACUAUUUACGCUGAUUCACAUAUUAUUCGCUAUGAUGUCGAAGUAACACUCGAUCUUCCUGAUGGGCCUCUUGGACUGUAUCAUUAUCCGAUUAAUUCUGACAUCUGUGGUCAUUUAUCCUUUAUAGAAGCUAAGUCGCGUAGUAUGACCAAUUUUGGCAUCGAAAUUCCCAAAGAAAAAAUAGGGAAACGCCUUAAGUUUACGGUUUCUUCCUUCUUCACGGGUGUACUCAAACCGAAACCCGCUAAAAUCCUUCAAGCCGAUAAACAGUUCGUCGAAUUUAUAACCAAUGUGGCUUAUUUCUCGACAUACCCAACCAAACGCGUUGUAACGACUGUUGUUUUGAGUCGUGGUGAGGUGCUCUACUACACCAGUGAUAUUCAGCCAGUCCAUAAAACAGCAUCCAAGAUAAAAUAUGGUCCUUUUGAAAAUGUUCCACCCUUUGACAAGCGAAUUGCCAGGUUCAAUUAUGAAAAUGGUUCACCCUUUUUGGCAGUAACUAAUCUAGAACGAUUAAUUGAAAUUUCACAUUGGGGAAAUAUUGCCGUGGAAAACAAGGUAUCCAUCAGGAAUUACGGAGCAAGACUGACUGGUCCGUUCUCGCGCUUGGACUAUCAACGCGGUGUUGGUCAACAAAUCUCUGUUGCCACUAUUAAGUCAGUUUUGCCUGCGUCUGCCAGAGAUAUCUAUUACCGCGACGAAAUUGGAAACAUCAGCACUAGCAUUGUGAAGCCUUUGUACAGCUCUGUUGAGGUGCUAGUUGCUCCUCGGUUCCCGUUAUUUGGUGGCUGGAAGACCUUCUUCAUUCUUGGUUACAAUGUUCCUGCUCAUGAAUACCUUUACAGAAAGGGAAGUAGUUUCGGUCUUAAAAUGAGUUUCAUGGAUUUCCUCUACGAAGAACUUUUGGUUGAUGAGAUAACCCUCCGCAUUGUCCUCCCUGAAACCGUCUCCAACGUCAAAGUCGAGGUGCCCUUUGAAGUUGAGAGGCUCCCUGAUGAAGUGUUGAAGACCUUUUUGGAUACCACGGGUCGAACUGUCCUUGUCAUUCACAAAAAAAAUCUCAUUGGAGCUCAUAUUCAAGACUUUACUGUGUACUACGAUUUUAAGAUGCUCAGCAUGUUGCGUGAGCCAGCAAUGCUUAUUACUGCCUUCCUCCUUCUUUUCUUUGUAAUUAUCAUCUACGUCCGUCUAGAUUUCUCCAUUUCCGAGGACAAGAUGGCAGAAUUACAACAACGAGCUCAGGCCUCUGUGGAUGAGAUCCUCAGUUUACAAAACAAACGCUCAGCAAUUUACCAAACCUACGAAGACGCCGUCAGUAAUUACAAGUCGUCUAAGGACUCGGAUCGCUUCAAGGCUGAUUAUCGGAAGGUUGAGGCAGAUUAUAAGGCAAUCUCACAGAAAAUAACCUCGAUGCAGUCGAAACUACGUGAAUUCUGGACAGAAGGGGCUGAUAAAGUUGUUGAAUUGCAAAAAUUGGAUCAGGAUUACCACAGUCUCCUGAGCAAAGGUGUCUCACUGGCUGAAAGUGUAAUAUCGGGAAAGAUCUCGAAGCCGCAGUAUCAGACUGAAGAUACGAAUCUCUCUACCAAGAAGGCUGCACUCAUUAAGAGGAUGGAGACGAUUGCCGAGUCCCUGUAG
Messenger RNA from Echinococcus granulosus, 3096 nucleotides. Its product is annotated as Dolichyl-diphosphooligosaccharide--protein glycosyltransferase subunit. The transcript is spliced from 10 exons. The record is from RefSeq and is a predicted model, not a curated record. Gene Ontology annotation, cellular component: membrane; oligosaccharyltransferase complex. Gene Ontology annotation, molecular function: transmembrane transporter activity. NCBI's taxonomy places the organism in Eukaryota, Metazoa, Platyhelminthes, Cestoda, Cyclophyllidea, Taeniidae. Gene Ontology annotation, biological process: transmembrane transport. The coding region runs from base 1 to 3096 and encodes 1031 amino acids.